Drosophila suzukii is the source of this 744-nucleotide messenger RNA. RefSeq lists its product as uncharacterized. The record is from RefSeq and is a predicted model, not a curated record. NCBI's taxonomy places the organism in Eukaryota, Metazoa, Arthropoda, Insecta, Diptera, Drosophilidae.
ACUCAUUCUAUUUCUGAGUUUUAAUUGAACAGAAUCAAACUCUGAUUUUUCCUCUUUUUAUUUUCUAUAGUAUUCAUAAUUUUAAUACAAUCGCAGAAUGGUGACUUUUGGUUGUGUCGCAAAACUUUUGAGCGGCUUCGAGUGCUGCGCAAAUUCGUGGGUCAAAGCCGUAAAUCCCGGGUGGUACGAGGCCCGUGAGAUUCCCAAGACCAUUCUGACCCAAAAGAUGCGACAGGUGGCCCAGGCAACCAGGGCGAUUCGGCAGCGACCCCAAACCGCGGAGCCGCCAAAGAAGCCCAAACCGCAGCGCCAGCCACACUACUAAGUUGGGCAGAGAUUUCCAAAUAAAUGUUUUAGUCGUUGCAGACGUUUUGCCCUAGUGCGGAUUCCGAGUGCUGAGGUGCCUCGGAGCCGUCAUCGAUUUCGGCAUUUUGGCUGCCCCGCCGCACGGCCACACCGAGUCGGUGCCGAGUUUUUGCUUCGCGAGCAGGUGGUGUUGUCCAAUCAGAAUCGCCGUCGACGGCACGAAUAAAAAUUCCAAUAGAAUAGCCGAGGGCGACUAUUUAUGUGUGUUAAUGUUAAAUGUUAAAUGCAAAAUUACGCGUCGCACGCUUCGCCCACGCGAUUUCGGCCCGAUUGUUCUGUGCAAACACACACAAGUGAAUAUAAUAUGUAAGCGAAGGCAAGAAGCCAACAACAAAGCGCCAGUGAUAAGCGCAAUAAUAUAAUGCAAUAUAGUAUAAA